Messenger RNA from Ceratitis capitata (Mediterranean fruit fly), 2312 nucleotides. RefSeq names its product Transposable element Hobo transposase (gene BEAF-32). Lineage: Eukaryota; Metazoa; Arthropoda; Insecta; Diptera; Tephritidae. The transcript is spliced from 3 exons. The coding region runs from base 286 to 2118 and encodes 610 amino acids. The record is from RefSeq and is a predicted model, not a curated record. Gene Ontology annotation, molecular function: protein dimerization activity; DNA binding.
UCUCUUUGGAGAAAUAAAUUCUUUGAACUUUAUGCAUUUUUAAAUUUGAGUCUUAAAUCAUAUGUCAUUAGAAAUUGUAAUAAUCUAAGUAUUUUAAGAGCGUACCCAGUAAUUUCAAUUCAGAAAAAAACUGAUCUCUACACUAUUUUUCCGAAAGAACUCUUUUUUUUUAAAUCUGGCAACAAUGGUGCUAUAAUCACGAUUUCGUGCGUGAGCAAGCACGAACGAGAAAUGUGUAGUGUUUUUGCGUGAAGUGAUAAAUUUUGUUGACACCAACAUUUUAGCAUGAGUAGCAAAAGAAAAUCCGAAAUAGAGCAAGAUUUACGAAAUGACGAUAAAAGAUAUUCUUUAUUUACACCUACCUCCGUGAGAAGUUCCGUGUGGAAGCAUUUUCAAGUAAUAAAAUUUUUAGAUAAUGUGGAGAACUUUGCACGAUGUAACCAUUGCGCGGAAAUUCUAUCAUAUGCACCUAGAAGUGGAACUGGCAGCCUGUUGCGCCAUCGCUGCGUGCGUGUAAGGUCCAUUAGUUCGCCAAAAAAUGUGCAGCCCGCACAAAGCGUUUCAAAUUUUAUACGUUGCAUGUUGCCCAAGAAAACAAAAGAAGACAUAUUAAAAUCGCAACUAGAAUUCAUCUUGAAGGACUUAAAAUCACUCAGCACCACCGAAGGUGAUGGUUUUAGAAAAUUUGCACAAGCUUUAAUCAACAUAGGUGCAGAGUAUGGAAAGCAAAAUGUGGAUGAAAUAUUGGUUUCUCGAUCCAUUUUGAUCAAUAGCUUAAUUCCGGCAGAAUAUUUCAACACUAAAAAUCAAUUGGAAUACAUUUUAACAAAUAAUCAUAUUUCAUUUUCAACGAGUGUUUGGGUCGACGAGCGUUCCCGACGCAGCUUUUUUAGUUUGACAGGACAUUUUAUUAACGACGAAUUCGUCAUGUGUUCAUCCUUAUUGGGAACUCGAGAAUUCACUUCGUUAACUAAAGAAACUAGUGACCGGCUGCAUUACUUCGUUAUGGACAUAUUAAAUGAAUUUCAAAUAAAAGAAAAGUUUGGUCAGAGUGUAAUUGUAACGGACAACUUGCCCCAGUUCAUUGACGCCUUUCGAUGCUACAAACAAGUGUCAUGCAUCUGCCACAAUAUAAACUUGUUUAUGAAAGAGGUUUUGGAAAAUGUUAAUAUUAAGGAAAUUCAGGACCUAAUAGAAGCAUCAAAAAGUUUGGUACACUUUUUCGAAAGCUCAGAGUUAAAUAACAUAAUAUCUUUAUCGAUAAACCAAAAUGGAACUGAAAGGUUCAGUUCUGUAUUUGGUGCUCUUCAAAAUAUUUUUAACGUUUAUAAUGAAAUUGAGCAAGCAUUAAUAGAAAGAAAUGAGUGGCAAGAAAUCGCAGGCGUUAAUUUUCAUCUUCUCGAUUGUGUCGUUUCGUUUUUUAAGCCUUUUAAAGAAUGUUUUGAUUUGGUCAGCACGCAAACUACCCCGGUCAUAACAGAAUAUUGCUUUUGGUACCAAAAGUUGCAAGCAACAUGCCUUGAAGGACCGUUAGAUUCUAAAGUAAUAACGGAGUUAAAGGCAACUGCAAUGGAUGUAUUCGAACGUAUUAUGAAGCCAGACAUUCUUCACUAUAUUGCCUUAUUCUUAAAUCCACGAAAGGGAAUAAAAUCUGUUUUAUCGGAAAAUAAACUUAAGCAGACUGAAAACGCAGUAAAAGAACUAAUAGUCAAUUUAAAAAAACAACAAGACCGUGAUCUGAUUGGACUACUGCAGACAGAUGCUGAUUGUCCGGAUAUUAGUGUUGUUCCCGGAAUGUUUAAUUCUGAAGAAUGUGAGAAAGAAAUCGAUAAUGAAAUAAUAAGAUAUUUAAAAAUAGAUGUGGAACAUUUUAAUGUAUUACAGUUUUGGAAAAAUUCUGUAGAUUUUCCAAUAUUGAAAAAUAUUUGCAGACAAAUAUUAAGUAUACCCACGAGUUGCACGAAAUGCACUCAAGGAAUCUUUAGUUUGGAUGGAAUUUUAGAAGGAGACAGAAGUAAUGCGAACAUACCAUGUGAGAGUAUUGAUCAAUUGCUGUUUUUACACAACAACACCGGAUAUGUGAAAAUUAAAGAUGAAGGCAACUCAGCGGAGGCAUAGUGUAUUCCAAUUUCAAUAAAAAUGCUACAAAAACAGACAGAAAAGUGUUAUGAUUUUAGUAUUCACUAAAGUGUACUAGCAACAAUUUAUUUCGUUAAAAAAAGUACAUUCCAACUUUUUUUUUUAUUUUUUAAAAAUAUGUUACAAUUAACAUAAUAAUGAACUCGCACAAUGUGCUCUUAUUGGUGAAAAAA